Messenger RNA from Lymnaea stagnalis (great pond snail), 331 nucleotides. The record is from the annotation of a GenBank genome assembly. NCBI's taxonomy places the organism in Eukaryota, Metazoa, Mollusca, Gastropoda, Lymnaeidae.
CAAAAUACCAAAAAUAUGCAGUUGCUGAAAAUAUUUAAAGAAAAUUUAGCCGAGCCUUCUCCCAGAUUUUUGGAGAUGAAGCGCCAAGAAUCUGUCAUGGAUAUGGAACUUCCUGUUGCAGAGGAUGAUGGUUAUCCCCCGAUGAAUCUUGACAUGACAAAUCAAUUUCCUAAAGUCUUUGAGGGGAAAGACUGGAAUGAAUCAAAAAGUUAUGAUUACCAAAAUAUUUAUCACAAUGAAAGGUCUCUGGGCCAUCUGACGACUAUUUCAGAAGCAUCCUUUUUACUACCGUCUGCGGGUAGCAUCUCAGAUAUGGACACGAGUUUACAAA